AUGCUCGCUUUCACCACCCCCGCCCCCCUUUCCCGUCUCAGCGCCCUGCCCACCACCUCCAAAUGCCCCACUCGGAUGACAGCCGCCGAGCCUUCGGCGGCCGCAAAGCAGCCAAAACCGAAAAAGGAAGUCAAAGACAUUUACACGCCCUUCUGGAACUACGCCACUAAAGUGCUGGAAUCUCGUCUGGAUUUGAAGCCCUAUACCAUCCCCGAGGGCUACGAGCAAAAAGAAGCCAUGGUCGGCAAAGGCAAGCGCGCCGGGAUCGUGCGCACCGAUUCCUACGCGUAUAGCACCGACAAGCUGCGCCAGAUCCGCACCGCCCACGUCCAAGGCGGCGCUCUACUGCAAGUCCUCAACUUUGUCAUGAUGCCGGGCAUGAAUUACGAUCUCCCGUUCUUCGGCGCCGAUUUGGUCACCCUGCCUGGCGGUCACCUCAUUGCUAUGGACAUGCAACCUUUGUUUCAUACCGACGAGUAUCGCCAAAAGUAUGCACAGCCGCUACAGGGUGCGUUUGAGAAGCACAAGCAGAAUUUGCCCUGGGGUGGAAACUUUCCAGUUGAAGCGGCCAAGUUCUUCUCACCCAUCUUCUUGUGGUCGAGGCCAAAGGAAGAUGAAGUGGUGGAGACGCACGUCUUUGAGGCUUUCAAGGACUAUUUGCAUGGUUAUCUUGACAUGGUGGCAGAGGCAGAGCCAGUCACGGAUCCAGCGAAGUUGGCCGAGAUUCGGGACAGCCAGAUAGCGUACUUGAGGUAUCGCGCAGAAAAGGAUCCCGCCAGAGGCAUGUUUCUGCGCUUUUACGGAGAGGAAUGGACAGAGGAAUACAUUCAUGGCUUUCUAUUUGAUCUAGAAAAGAAGAUCGAAAGUGGAGAAUACGUCCCACCUGUCUAA
Messenger RNA from Chondrus crispus (carragheen), 891 nucleotides. RefSeq lists its product as hypothetical. NCBI's taxonomy places the organism in Eukaryota, Rhodophyta, Florideophyceae, Gigartinales, Gigartinaceae. The record is from RefSeq and is a predicted model, not a curated record. Gene Ontology annotation, molecular function: oxidoreductase activity, acting on the CH-CH group of donors, iron-sulfur protein as acceptor; cobalt ion binding. Gene Ontology annotation, biological process: phytochromobilin biosynthetic process. The transcript has a single exon. Bases 1 to 891 code for a protein of 296 amino acids.